ACCACCCUGCUCUCUUCUCCUGCAGGAGGACUACCACAAGCUCCUCACCAAGUAUGCCGAGGCCGAGAACACCAUCGACCAGCUGCGCCUCGGGGCCAAGAUCCACCUGUACUCGGACCCGCCCCAGCCUAGCCACAGCACCCACAUGGGGACGGUGCCCCAGGGGACCAAGGUCUUGUCCUUCACCAUCCCCCAGCCCCGCUCAGCAGAGUGGAGGCCCAGCCCCGCCAAGCAGCCCCAAGCCUCGGAGGCCGCAGGGUGGCCCACGGCCCAAGGAGAACUGAGCCCCUCCUCACACCCCAACAU
Messenger RNA from Chinchilla lanigera (long-tailed chinchilla), 306 nucleotides. RefSeq names its product proline-rich protein 2-like. The record is from RefSeq and is a predicted model, not a curated record. NCBI's taxonomy places the organism in Eukaryota, Metazoa, Chordata, Mammalia, Rodentia, Chinchillidae. The transcript is spliced from 3 exons. Bases 54 to 284 code for a protein of 76 amino acids.